Messenger RNA from Drosophila kikkawai, 1824 nucleotides. It is a transcript of the gene Ugt36A1, whose product is annotated as UDP-glycosyltransferase family 36 member A1. The record is from RefSeq and is a predicted model, not a curated record. NCBI's taxonomy places the organism in Eukaryota, Metazoa, Arthropoda, Insecta, Diptera, Drosophilidae. Gene Ontology annotation, molecular function: UDP-glycosyltransferase activity.
AAGCCAAUCAGAAACCACAACAAACAAACAACACUUCCACUUCCACUUAGCUCGUAAUGAUCUCGUUAUUAUCAUCAACAAUGGACGAUAAGGUUAUCAUCACAACAAUCGGUUGGGUAACAAAUUUAAUGGUUCGCUUCAUUUGGUGGAAAACAACACAACGAUGACAACGUUGCUGCGCAGUGGAGUGUUCUUACUAUUAGCAAUUCUCGCGGGGAUUCCUCGUCAGACUGUGGCUGGUAAUGUUCUGGCCGUUUAUCCACACUUUGGCUUUAGCCACUCUAAGGUGGUGAUGCCUAUACUCAAUGAGCUGGCGAGGCGUGGUCAUCGGGUGACAGUGAUUUCAUAUGUAAAGAAUCUGGAGGGAAAAACCCUGCCCAACUAUGAGGAGCUCUUGAUUUCGGCUGCCGGAGAGGAUCAGUCAAGUACCACCAUUAAUUUGGUUCCCUUGACGGAGAAUACACCCACCAGAUCUUUGGGUGUGCUGUUCAGGGAGUAUCUAGCUCUUCAUGAGGAAGGUCAGGAGACCUGUGAGCAUCUCUUUGGCAGCGGACACAUUGAAACUGUGCUCCAGCGACACCAAAGCAAGCCCUAUGAUCUUUUGCUAACGGAAUACUUCAAUUCAGACUGCCAGCUGGCCUUGGCCAAGUUAAUGAAUCUGCCAAUUAUAGGCCUGAGUACUUGUGCCCUGAUGCCCUACUACUACGAUCGCAUAGAUCUACCAGAUACACCUUCGUUUAUACAAUCGGAAUUUGUGGGUUUUGCUGGAAGACUCAAGUGGCAUGAACGCUUGCUCAACUUUGUGCAAGCCAAGAUGCUCAAGUAUCUAUACAAAUAUCACUCGAAUCCAAAGGAUAAUGAAGUUAUAAGAAGGUAUCUUGGCCUGGAAAUGGAUGUGGAAGAAGUGGCUCGCCAGCAGACUGCUUUUAUAUUUGGCAAUCAACAUUAUUCCCUGAUGGGCAGUCGUCCACAGUCCUUGCAAUUUGUGGAAAUUGGUGGAGUUCACAUCACAGAAAAGGCAGAGAAGGAAUUACCUGAAGAUAUAACCAACUUCCUAAAUGAAUCUGAAAAGGGAGUAAUCUUCAUAAGCUGGGGCUCUAUGGUCCGUGCCUCCAGCAUUGAUGAUGAAAAGCUAAAAGCCAUGUUGGAGGUUCUACAAGGUUUAUCCUUGAGAAUUAUAUGGAAAUGGGAAGAGGAUGAGAAGGUCAAGACUCCUAAAGUGGAUUCCUCGAAAUUUCUAUUUGUGAAAUGGGCUCCCCAGUUGGCUUUACUUUGUCACCCCAAAAUCAAGUUAUUCUGGACCCAUGGCGGUCUUCUGGGCACUACGGAAUCCGUACACUGUGGCAAACCCAUGCUGGUUACUCCCAUUUAUGGUGAUCAAUUCUUGAAUGCUUUUUCUGUGCAAAAUCGGGGCAUGGGUCUCAAGUUGGACUAUGAAGAGAUUAAUGUUAAAAAUCUAAAGCAAGCCUUUAAAGAGCUAAGCAAAAACAGUUAUACCAAAAAUUCUAUACAAAUAUCCAAAGUUUUCAAUCAACGUCGGGAAACCCCCUUGGACCUGGCCAUUUGGUCUGUGGAGCAUGUCAUACAACAUGGCCUGGUGGCCAGUAAGCUCCUCCAAUCCCCAGGAAUUGAGCUAAAUGGUUUUAUCUAUCACUCUUUGGAUAGUAUACUCCUGAUCUUGCUUUCCUUUACUCUCUUAAUCCUACUUUUAAGUUACUUUUGUUGUAGAAAAGAUAAACCUAAACAUCUCAACAAGAAAUCAAAGACAUCUUAGUGCAAUUUUUGGUAACAACAAAAAUAUAUGCAUUAAGUUGGUAGUUAAAA